AUGGGUGCGAACUAUCCCGGCACUCCGAAUUUAACGGAGACCUCUCAGUAUGCCUUUCCGCUCAAACCAAAGGACUAUGCGCCAGGCGCUGUCCCAACCCUCGAAGAAUGGCAGAAACUCUGGACAGCGUGGGAUCUAGUAACCUUAAAAAUGUUCCCAAAAGAGGCCUUGCAUGAGCAACCUAUUGCAUUGCGAAAUCCCCUUAUUUUCUACCUAGGCCACAUACCCACUUUGUUAAAGAGUUCUGAGAAUCUCAGUGAGGACAUUCAUUUAGCACGGGCGACCAAAACUCCUCCGACCGAACCAAAGUAUUAUCAACAAAUCUUUGAAAGGGGAAUAGACCCCGACGUAGAUGACCCUUCACAAUGUCACGAUCACAGUGAGGUUCCUAAUACGUGGCCGGAAUUGAGCGACAUUUUGGUCUUCCGGGAAAAGGUCUGCGCCAGAAUUACGGCUCUUUACCAGACACAGAAACCUUGGCAAGAUAGAACCAUUGGUCGAGCGCUCUGGAUUGGUUUCGAACACGAAGGGCUCCAUUUGGAGACCUUUUUGUGGAUGACUCUAAUGAGCCCGAAUAUCCUACCGCCUCCUGAUAUUCCAAGACCGGAUUUCAUCCACAUGGCUGAGCAGGCUGUACGAGUUCGUGUAGAAAACCAAUGGUUUAGCAUUAAGCCCCGAACAUUUACGAUUGGUAUCGAAGAUACAGAUGACGAUAGCGCCCUCAGUCCAGCAGAUUUCUUUGCAUGGGAUAAUGAGCGCAACACUUAUGAGGUAUCUGUUCAAGGGUUCGAGGCACAAGCACGGCCUGCGUCUAUCCUAGACUAUGCUAUAUACCUUGUUAAAACUUCCCAGAAGGAUUGCCUACUUGUGACGUGGUCGACCGUGUCUGGGCUUCCUGACAGAAGCAUUGCAAGCAGCCCUCAGAGCGACCCAGUAAUUGAAGAAUUUAUCGACGGGCUCGCGCUGAAAACUGUUUACGGACUUCUACCAGUUCGACUUGCGCUCGAUUGGCCGAUCUAUACAUCAUAUAAUGAAGCAGAGGGAUAUGCGGAAUGGGCAGGCGCACGUCUCCCUACCCUACACGAAGCACGCAGUAUUCACCGACAAGUUGAAGAAGAAAACGCCGAGAAGACCCAAGAAAGCCAAAAUAGCGAACCAGCAUCCAAAUCAAUCCGAGAUGAUAUCUACACUGACCUAACGGGAUGUAAUGUUGGCUUCCAAAACUUCCACCCAACCCCCGUCACCCAGAAUGGCAACAGGCUCUCAGGACAGGGCGACCUGGGCGGCGCUUACGAGUGGACAAGCUCACUCUUCGAGCCACAGCCGAAUUUCAAACCAAUGGAUAUCUAUCAGGGCUAUAGUGUUUUUGACACUAUCAUAGCCGAUUUCAUGGACGGCAAGCACAUUGUUGUUGUCGGUAGCUCAUGGGCGUUUCAUCCGCGCAUUGCUGGGAAGAAGACUUUUCUCAAUUGGUGGCAGAAAGGUUACCCAUAUCCUUGGAUCGGCAUCCGUUUAGUUCGCGAUAGGAAUUGA
Messenger RNA from Aspergillus oryzae RIB40, 1533 nucleotides. RefSeq lists its product as uncharacterized. The record is from RefSeq and is a predicted model, not a curated record. The transcript has 6 exons. NCBI's taxonomy places the organism in Eukaryota, Fungi, Ascomycota, Eurotiomycetes, Eurotiales, Aspergillaceae. Bases 1 to 1533 code for a protein of 510 amino acids.